AUGCGAAUAGAUAGUACCACCAUACUAUUCAUCAUCCUAAUACUCUUUCUCCUAUUCUCAGGCCCAGAAAACGAUGUCAUCUCUUCAGAAUACGAAUUCAACCAACUCGAAUUGUUGAAAUCACAAUUCCAUCAAGAAUAUCAAUCCUUCCAAUCAAUGGACCCAUCAACAAAUUUCAAAAACAUAACUGGUUUCAAACUAAGUUAUCAAGACAUUUUACAAAACAACUCCAUAAACGCAACUUACCCAAUCCCAAAUAAACCAUAUGACGAUUGGCAACUCUCCCAACGAGAUUUACUCCUCCCUCAAGAUAUUAUAGAUAAAAUAACUUCCGACAUUUGGAACGCUUCUUCUUCCGAUAUAUACCCUUUCAAUAUCACUUCCACUCUUAUAGGUGAUUUGAAUGUCAUAGCAAAUAACUAUUCCAUGAUACCAAUGCCCAUUGCCAAAUUCUAUGAUCCUUCUGAUGAUUUAUCAUCCACUCAUCCUCCAACCGGUGAAAAAUUAAUCCAAGAUUGGCCCACUUUUGGUGAAGUUCAUAACGUCACCUGGCAAAACGGUGAAGUUAGAAUCAGAAUAGAUCCAUUGAAUUACCAAUCUCCUUCACCCAAUGCCAAAGAAAAAGUUUAUUUCAAUUCUCAAUCAGAUAAAUGGAAAUUCCUAACUGUUUUAAUCACGUUUUCCGAUCAUUUGGAACAUGAAAGACAUAUCAUCGAUUCAAAAGCUAUUUAUGACAUCACAAACGGGAGGAUCUUGUUGAUGACUCAAAGUUCCAAAUUCCAUUCCAUAUUCGCAUACCCUCAUAUAUUUUUUUCAAAUACCAAAGACCAUGAUCACGAAUCGUUUAAUCAAGUGAAAAAAUUAAUCGAUGAAUUUUGGUCUGUUUCAAAUUAUUCUCAAGCUUUAACGUUUGGGAAUUUCCAAGAUUUAUACGACAAUGCAAUCACAAAAUGUGAAUAUAUGGGGUUUUUCCAAUUAAAACCAUGGUCCCAUUAUACAAAAGAUCAAUUGAAAAUCAUUGAUGAUGAAUUACAAUUCCCCAUUGGAAGACCCACAAACUUAUCUCAUUUACCCUUAGUUUCCAUCUCCAACGGGUUAUUAUUCUCUCCAGAUUGUGGUAUUAGAAUGGAAAUGUCCAAUGUCCAGGGGAAAAGAUAUGAAUUACAAACAAGACAAAGAAGAAACCAUCUUUUGAUCGGUGCCCUUCUUUAUGCCUGUGAAAUUUAUCUUUUAUUAUUACAAAUGAAUAAUACAAAUACUCCCUCCAAUAUCAAUAAAUUAUCGUAUUAUACAUUUUCCAUGAUUAAUCUAGUAGAUGGUUCAUUGGGGAUCGUAUAUUUCAUCAUGGCAGGUGUUCUACCAGAUUUAUACCUAUUAUUAUUGAUUAGUGCCUUUUUAAUGUUUAUUUUGGCUUCUGUUUUUGAAACAAGAUAUUUGAUAUCCAUUUAUGCUUCUCAAAUCAAUGAAAGAAACGUCAAUAUCAUUACUUUGAUGAGAGGUGGUUCCUCAUUUCAAAUGGAAACAACUGCACCUAUCGUGGUGGAUGAAUCUCAAAUCAGUAAUUCUCUAUAUGGUAGAUUUUUUUUCCAAUUAUUAAUUUUCACAUUUUUAUUAAUCGGUUCUACAACUUGGCCAAGAAGAAUGAGAAUGGGGUUUGAAUAUAUAACUUUGUUUAUUUUAAAUUCUUAUUGGAUCCCACAAAUAUUUAGAAACGCAGUAAAGGGUAUCCCAGCAAGAAAUUCCACUCUCAAUUCAACUUCUCCUACAAGAACUCCACGUAGAAUCAUGUUAUGGAAAUUUAUUUUGGGAACAAGUUUCAUUAGAUUAAUGCCAUUAUUCUAUGUCUUCACAUACUCUUCCAACGUUUUCAUGCAUCAUAAAGAUAUUAAAUUUGCCAUUUUCAUUUCAAUUUGGUUACUUUUACAAAUUUUAGUUUUAUAUUCUCAAGAAUUAUUUGGUUCAAGAUGGUUUUUACCAAUUCAUGUUAUUCCUGAUGGUUAUCAAUAUCAUAAAUCUGUAUCCAAUGAAUUAUUGUUGGAACAUGGCACAAAUAAAAAUCAUACAGUAGAUUGUACUAUUUGUAUGAGUGAAGUUCCCGUUUAUAUUCAAGAUAUCGAAGAAACUCAUAAUAUAGACAAAGAUACCUAUAUGAUUACUCCAUGUAAUCAUAUCUUCCAUACUACCUGUUUAGAAAAUUGGAUGAGUUAUAAAUUACAGUGUCCAGUCUGUAGAGCUCCAUUACCUCCUCUAUAG
Molecule: messenger RNA, 2253 nt
Organism: Henningerozyma blattae CBS 6284
Lineage: Eukaryota; Fungi; Ascomycota; Saccharomycetes; Saccharomycetales; Saccharomycetaceae
Gene: TUL1
Product: ubiquitin-protein ligase TUL1
Exons: 1
Coding region: 1-2253 (750 amino acids)
Molecular function (GO): zinc ion binding
Source: RefSeq, a predicted model, not a curated record